This is a messenger RNA of Medicago truncatula (barrel medic), 980 nucleotides long. RefSeq lists its product as uncharacterized. The transcript has 3 exons. NCBI's taxonomy places the organism in Eukaryota, Viridiplantae, Streptophyta, Magnoliopsida, Fabales, Fabaceae. The record is from RefSeq and is a predicted model, not a curated record.
AUGAAAUACAGUGAGAUAUCACAUUUCAGCCACCCAAAACACAAACUAAGAUUCGAGCACAACGAAUUUCCAUUCAAAUGCGAUGGCUGCAAAGAAAUAGGCAUCGAUUCACGUUAAAAAUGCAGCAUCUGCGACUACGACCUUCAUACACACUGCGCAAUACCUUCCACCACACUCUUCGAUCCAUUUUACACAAAAUGCACCUUCCAAUUCAUGCAAAUCCCACCAGGAAACACGCCGCAUUACUGCAACGCAUGCGAAAAGGAUGUGAACGGGUUUGUUUACCACUGCAAAUCCUGUGGGUUCGACCUCCACCCGUGUUGCGCAAAGCUGCCGAUGGUUCUUAACGACGGGGAAAUGAAACUUUACCUUUACAGGAAAGUGAGUUCACCAUGUCACCGUUGUGGGAGAAAAGCACGUAGCUGGAGUUAUAGAUCGAACUGUAAGAGUUACAAUUUACAUGUGGCUUGUGUGAGGGAAAUGCUGGUGGAAAAUUGGUACAACUUAUAUAUGGGACAUGGUAAAGGAAGUAGCAGGAAACUUGAGGCCAUUAUUCCUAGUUUACAGAAUACAUUGUACAGGAAGUAGAGGAAGUAAAGGAAAGAAGGUGAAAAAAAGUGUUGUGAGAUUGCUGGAUUUGCGGUGCAGAUUGUGAUUUCAGCGGUUUUGGGUGAUCCUACGACUCUCAUUGCUGGUGUUGUUGGGGCGCUCAUGUCUAGGGCUUGAAUAUCAUGGAACAUAACAGAAUCUAUCUUUUGUCUUUUGUUGUGACGUGUAUGUUAGUUUUGUUUAGUACCACAUGAUGAUGAUGGUGAUGAUGUGUCUCCAUAACAAUGUAAUGUAAGGAAUAUAAAUUAAAUGUGGUUUUUUUACAUAAUAAAUAGGGUAUAAAUGGUACUACCUCUAUUGCUAUAUUUAAGAGAUUUUUGGCCAAAACACACGAAUUGAGAAACACAACCACAAAGGCAAAAGAUGAAAAG